Messenger RNA from Vespula pensylvanica (western yellowjacket), 2893 nucleotides. Its product is annotated as RNA-binding protein with serine-rich domain 1-B-like. The coding region runs from base 296 to 1276 and encodes 326 amino acids. Lineage: Eukaryota; Metazoa; Arthropoda; Insecta; Hymenoptera; Vespidae. The transcript has 5 exons. Gene Ontology annotation, molecular function: RNA binding. Gene Ontology annotation, cellular component: ASAP complex; nucleoplasm; cytoplasm. Gene Ontology annotation, biological process: mRNA splicing, via spliceosome. The record is from RefSeq and is a predicted model, not a curated record.
AUAUUAUAACGAAAUAAUUAUUAGCUUCGGUAUACUUUUAAUAUCAGUAUUCUAAUCGAAUUAUUUUCAUUUGAUAACAACGUAAUGUGACAUAUUAAAGAGAAAUUUUAUUUUUUCUGUGAAAUUCGAUUGCUUCGUAUUCGUUGCUAGUUUAAUAAAACACAUGGACGCGGCCUUGGUUUAGCGCCGCCAUUCGCCAUUGUUGGUUCUAGCAAAAAGAGUUUACAAUAUACUUUUGUAGAAAGAAGUAUUCUUUUGGGCUAAAAGUACUUUGUGGAUUUAAUCGAAGAUAAAUAUGGCUCGUAGCCGGAAAGAUAGUACGGGUAAAAGCGACUCUGAAGCUACGGACAAGGAAAGUAAAAGGGAAAGAGGUAGAGAAAGAGAAAGAAAAAAACGUGCUGCUUCUUCUUCAAGCAGUGGUAGCAGUUCAUCGGAUAGUAGUUCUGGGUCAUCCAGUUCCAGCAGCGGUAGUAGCUCUAGAUCGAGCUCUUCCUCUAGUACAUCUUCCAGUACUUCCGGAAGCUCUUCAGGAAGUUCUAGAGAUAGAGGACGUAAAAGAAGUCGAAGUAAGAGUAUUGAUGCUUCUAGAAGACAUGAUAAUAAAGAAAAGGAAAGAGAAAAAGAUAGGGAUAGAGAAAGGGAAAGAGACCGGGAUAGGGAUAGAGAAAGAGAUAGAGAUAAGGAUAAAAAGAAAAGUAGUAAUUCCGUCGUCGAUAAGCCUAAACCUAAAGGACGUUCCAGAUCUCCUUCUCCACGUCGUAAACGUAGAGAACGUUCUCCUAUUCCAAGACCAACAAAGAUACAUAUUGGACAUUUAACAAGAAACGUUACUAAGGAACAUAUUAUGGAAAUAUUUUCAGCAUAUGGUCAGAUCAAAAUGGUUGACUUUGCUAUGGAUAAACUUCAUCCAAAUCAAGGACGUGGAUUCGCUUAUGUCGAAUUUGAAACAGCUGAUGAAGCUGAAAAUGCUAUGAAACAUAUGGAUGGCGGACAAAUCGAUGGACAAGAAAUUACAGCUGCUCCUGUAUUAUUACCGAAACCGAGACCAAUACCAAUGCGUAGAAUGUCACCAGUUAUGGGAAGACGUGUACCAUUACGAUGGGGUGGAGGUAGAAAUACUCCUCCACGUUAUCGUAGACGCUCGCCACCAAUGAAUCGACGUAGAAGUCCACGCCCACCUAGACGUAGACCUAGAAGUCGUUCCCGUAGUCCACAAAAUAACCCACGUCAUCGACAUCGUCGAUAUACAAGAUCCAGUUCAAGCAGCUCCCGAUAACACUUUCUUGUGUAUACAAAAGUUACGAACUGAAUUUGACUGAAGAUGAUUUAUCGGAUUGGUCACUUUGAUAUAAUAUAAAAAAAAAAAAAAAAGAAAAAGAAAAAAAAACACGAGAGAAAAAGAAAAAAAAAGUUAACAUCUACGAUGAAUUGUGCAUACAGAGUACUCAUAGGUAUAUGUAUUUGCAAUCAUCAACCUUUGCACGUAACGAGAAUCGUAAAAAUAAUUUUAUGUUUUAUCGAAUAGUUACACACAUCGCGUUAAUUUCUGAAAUAUACUGAUUUCUCACAUGAUCAAUGUAUUUAGCACUUCAUUGGUACCUGAGGACUAUAUUCGUGAAGUGAUUACACGAAAAGUUAUUCUCAUUCGUACACAGUUAGAAAAAUAUCAAACUUAUCACAAUCGCUAUCGGUAUAUCUUGUAAUCAAUAUAGUAUUAAUUUCAAAUAUAACAAUUGAAACAUAUGUCAUAUUGAUAGAAUCCCAGUGCCAAUGCCAGUGCUCUUUUUUUUUCUCUCUCUCUUUUUUGUUUUGUUUGUUUGCAAGGUUUUCAAAGCAAAUAUUGUAUACUCAAAUCGUGAAGCAAAAGACGAAUAUUUUAUAAAAAGAAAAAAAAAAAAGAAAAAAAAAAAGAGAAGACUAGUAGAAUUGUUGACUAAAUUAAAAGUAUGAAUAUAUAGCAUACAUCAUUUUUCUUCACAAAUAUUCAAAUAUUCUAAUAUUGACGAUAUGCUUAAACCUUUUUUUUUUUUUUUUUUCUCUUUCAAAUCAAUGUAUUUUCAGAAAUGACGUAGCUUACGGAUUAGAUUAUAAAUUUUCUAAUGGUUGUGUCUGUCUAAGCGUAUAUUCUUGUCCAUCACCUGUCUAUACUCCAUUAGAUUAGAGGAAUUUAUUUAUUGGAACACUGGCACACAGCACGCGUUAUAAAAAGUGAUUGGAAUCCAUCUUGCAUUGUUUGAGAAUAUUGGUAAUUUGAUAUAUGCAGAAAAGAAUAAAAUAAAAAGAAAUAAAAAUAAAAAAAAAAAAAAAAUAAAAAAACCGAAGAAAAGAAAAGAAAAAUUAAUGAAAACGUAAGAAACCUGAUCGUUCAAUAAAUGUUUUUAUAAACGUAGAUCCAUAGCGGGUGUUAUAAUGCCUUUCUUGAAUUUUCUCUCUGUAUGUAUCACACCUGUGCGUAAAUUAAUGUUUAAAUCGCGCACAAAAUUUCUAUAGUUUGUGAAUUAUGUUUAAUUUAGGAUUGAUCGAUUGAUGAUAUUAAUGAUGAUGAUGAUGAUGAUGAUGAUGAUGAUGAUGAUGAUGACGAUAAUUAUGAUGAUGACAAUGAUGAUGAUGAUACUGAAAAGAUACACAGAUUUGAUAGAAACUAUGAUUAUUAGACCCUUUUACAAAGAAUCAAUUUUUAGAAAAAACCUAUUCACACAAAAAUCCAUUCUUUUUAUAUACUUCGUGGUAUCUACAAGAGAACAGAAACUCAUUGCAUCUCACACAUCUGAUGUAAAAUUAUCUACAUAUUUCUUUUUCUUCUUUUAUAUUGCGCGUGGUCGUUUAAUUAUCAAUAAUGUACACUUUUAUACGUGGAAACUUUACAAUAGAAACGAAGUGCUCCUGCUUUUUA